Bicyclus anynana (squinting bush brown) is the source of this 5098-nucleotide messenger RNA. RefSeq names its product sensory neuron membrane protein 1. Gene Ontology annotation, molecular function: scavenger receptor activity. The record is from RefSeq and is a predicted model, not a curated record. NCBI's taxonomy places the organism in Eukaryota, Metazoa, Arthropoda, Insecta, Lepidoptera, Nymphalidae. The coding region runs from base 22 to 1599 and encodes 525 amino acids. Gene Ontology annotation, cellular component: membrane; cytoplasm. The transcript has 10 exons.
AGGCACUGGUAAAGAACAGCUAUGAAGCCGAAGACGAAAAACGAUAAGGAUUCAGAAAACCCUGUAACAAUUAAGAUCUACAUAUUGAUUGCUGUCGGGUUUCUGUUAGUGAUUCUUCCGCUGAUAUCGUUAUUGAUGGACACUCGACAACUUUUUAUAAAAUAUACAACAAGGAUUACGAAGGGGUCCGAAAUAUACAAGAUGUUACACCAGGAGUUUCCUGGCGCAUUUAUACAUGUAUACGUGUUCAACGUCACCAACAGCGAUGCCUUUAUUGCUGGCGAUGACAACAAGCUGAAGGUGGAAGAAGUUGGACCUUUUAUAUACCAGGAGUAUCGAAGAAAUGGGGACUUGCAAGUGGACGAGGAGGCGGGAGUCAUGCGGUACACGCCUCAGUUGUGGACGAAGUUCGUCCCAGAAGGUUCUAUUGGGGAUCCUCAUCUGGUCAACGUCACCGUGCCUAAUUCUGCAUUACUGGCAAUGGCAUCCAUGCUCUCCGACCAUCCGUUCUUCGCAAAGACCGGCUUCAAUCUCCUCGUGAGUCGAAUGCGACCCACCGCUCUGAUGAACAUGGACGUGCACAGCUUCCUUUGGGGCUAUGAGGAACCACUCAUCACCUUCGGCAACACCGUCCUGCCUGGAUGGAUCACUUUCAGCAAAAUGGGGGUUUUAGAUAGGCUGUACGACCAGUCAAGAAUUCCUCGAAUAGAGUCUGGAAUUACGAAUGAGGACAAAUUCAGAAUAAAAAGCUUGAACGGCGUUGGAGGACUGGAUGUGUGGGACUACGACAAUCCAAGUAAACGUACACGUUGCAACACCCUGGAAGAUACAUACGAAGGGAUAGCAUACCCCCCAGGCUUGACAAGCAAAACUAAACUGAGAGUGUAUCGCAAUGUCUUCUGCCGGAUGCUGGACUUGGAGCUGACAGGCUCUACUGCCAUGGAGUACACCCCAGAAGCCUUCGUCUACAGGUUCAGUAACGACACCUUCAGGAGUGGGCCCAGUACUGAGUGCCUUUGUGGAUCGAAGGGUUGCAGGAAUGGCAUAUCGGAUUUAUCCCCAUGUUUAUACAAUCUUCCUAUGGUGUUAUCUCAAGCCCACUUUUUGGACGCAGACCCUGAGCUCUACGAACGUAUUGAAGGCAUACAUCCCAACCGACAGAUACACGGCAGUCAGUUUAUAGUUGACCGAAUGAUAGGCGCAGUUCUGAAUACACAUUUCACGCUUCAAAUCAACGUGGAUUUGCAAGACGUCAGUUUCAAUUCAAAAGCUCGACCGUUCUCGAAUAUGGUGGUGCCUCUCGCUUAUUUCAAAAUUAUGCAAGCGGAUAUACCAGAGGAGGGAAAGGCGGUAUUCAAAAUGAUAUACUUCAAAGUUUUCUACAUCAUUCGAGCUAUUGAAAUAAGCAGUUUCGUGCUAAGCUUAAUAAUCUUAAUGUAUGCCGCUAAGUCGAUGUACUGGAGCGUGGUUUGCUGUAGAGGAAUAGGAUAUAAUAUAUCUAAGAAAAAUAACACUUUGAACAUUGUACAGAUUGAAGAGCCUCUGAUGGAUGAGAAGAGUUUAGGACAGAUACGCGUUUUAGAUUCUGAUCAUUAUUAGUUAAAAAAAUAUAGUGUAUUUCAAAAUACGAGUAAGUAGCGUUGAAUUCUGUAAUGAUAUUCUUAAGCUGUGUACGGAUAGCGCGUUCAUCUGCGGAUCUCCUUAUUUCUGAUUCGAUCGUGCAAAUGCAUAUAAAUCGCUCCAUCGCAUCGAAACGCAAUAUACACAUGUGUAAUUUUUACACAGAGUAUUCGAUAACGAGAUCGAUGUUUUGCUGUUCCGGCUAAACAAUCGAUUAUUUUUAGACAUUGUUUUCAUUACCAAGAUUUAUAUAAUAUAUUAAAAAUACUUACAAAUCGUUUAGUAAAGUAGAUGUUGUUAACCGUUUAAAAACCAUUGAACUACACAAAAAAGCACUCUUUACAAGACGAAAACGAUUACAACUAUGAAACAUCGGUUCUUUUUAGAGACAGUUUUUAUAAACGCGUUAGAUCGUUGAUCUUAUACUUUGACAGCGAGGCCGGUCCCUAUGUAAUUAUACUAAUAGCAUUAACAACUGAGUCUUAGGGCCAUAAAUCAUUUCUCUAUAUCUAUCUCGCUUGCACUUAUGGGUCUUAUGGAGCCGUCUAGUGAAGGGUGUAACAAUGAAAGACAUAUUAUCGAUAAGUAAAGUUUAUUAUCGUAUCUUGUUCACAAAAUUAAAAAAAUUAACAAUAUUUGAUUUAAUAUAAUACAUAUUUCAUAUUAUAUAAUUAUUAACUAAAUAAAAUUAAUCUUCAUCUGAGUCUUCAUCAUCAGAAUCUUCGUCUUCUGCCAAAUUUAUUAUAUAUUAGUAUCCAUAGUGCGCAACGAGUAACACAUGAAUGUAUUUAUUUAAUUGCAGUAAACACAUUUAUAGCAAAAAAAAUACGCAAUGCAAUUACAUUAGAAACCGACCAAUCAGAAUCGUCCAAAUCAUUAUUGACUCAUCAUUAGCACGUGCGCAGGUAGCCGUUUAUCGAUAAUUAGGGUGCGCAGGUAGGCGCGCUGCACAUUCCUAUCUUUUUUGACUUUUAUGACCGGACGACUCAGAUGAUAAUGCGCAUACUAUAGUCGGAGCGUAAAAUACGCGACUGAGUCGCGAAUUGGUCUCUCUAGAGCAAUAGUACUCAAUCUUUUUCAUCAAGGGGCCAUUAACACAUGUUAGUCAUGGUGUCGCGGGCGGCAAACAAUAAAUAAAUUAUUUCUUAGGUUUUCGCAAUAAAAAUAAUAAUAGUUUUUUUUAAAUAUAUAUUUAAUAUUAUAAAGCUGAAGAGUUUGUUUGUUUGUUUGUGUUGAAACUGAGGGAGACAAAAGUCUUAAUUUCAUUUAGUCGCACUGUAAACAACGAAAGUUAUUUAAACAAUACCUAAAUAUUGUCUACAAUGUCGAGUUGUGUAUUCAGGAGAUGUAAAAACUAUGUAGGUAUUGAACAUAAAUAUAUAACGUAAGCAAACACAAAAAGGUGCAUGUGUGAGCUCAGUGGAGUAGCUAAAUUCGGAUCACUUUUUGCGGUGAUUUUGUAGGCAAGUAACUUAUCUAUGGUAGAAAAUCUUAGACUAUACCAUUAGAAAUACAAAAUGCAGGGUCUUUUUUAAAAUAAUACAUAUUAAAAUAUUAUAUUAAGAGUGAUGCAUUUCUGGAGAUUCAUAGAUUUGAAUAAUCAAGAAUAGUUUUAUAGUUUAUGUUAUUUUAUUUAAAUUUGUGUAUAAAGGGCAUAGGGCAUAGGUUUCAUUCAAUUUUGAAACAUAUCCUUUAUAGAGACUGCUUUUAAUAUUGAUAAUAAUUAUAAAUAUUGAUUAUUUAUAAGUAUAGAAAAUUAUACUUUAUAUUUUUUACUAGCAAUAAGCCGUAGAGAAAAAUAUUUAUUUCGUUGUAAUAACAGUGAUUGGUUAAGGAUUAUAACAGCAAAAGUUCAAAACAAUAAUUAGUUCUUGGGAAGGUAAUUGAUCAUCAUUAUUCAGGCACGUAAAAAGAUGUAAGUGCAAAUAGAGUUUAUCUUACGAAGGUUUGGUUAAGUUCAUUGGCGUAUCUAGGAUUAUUUCCUAGGGUGGGCCCAGGCCCACCUUAAGGGACCAGCCCCUGACAUACCGCUGAACAGAGUUGACACUCAUUAUAGAAAUGUCGUUUACAAUGUUUGUGGUCGCUGGCCUCUGGAACGGGUCGACUGAUUUUAUUAAUUUUUUUUUGGAUAUUUUGUAUUUGGCGCCCAUCAUAGAAUUUUAAAUCGGUAGCCCAGAAUUCUAGAGUGGGCACUGGCCCAUUCUAGAGUGGGCACUGGCCCAUUCUAGGGUGGGCCCGGCCCACCCGGCAAAUCCGCUAUAUACGCCUAUGGUUAAGUUGUGACUUGUGCUAAUAUGUUGUACUUGUACGUAACAAACGCGUUUAUGUGUCUAAUGUCUAUUGAAAGAGCGUUAGAAAUGCAUUUUUUAAUUUUGUUUUUAAUACCAAUUUAAUAGCGUGGCGUCUAAGUAUUUCUAACAACUUAUUGUAACACCUAUCUACAGGCCAAGUUCCUACAGCGCUACGCUCAAAUACGAGUAUCUACCAACAUAAACUUCUCAUCAAAAAAACUGAAACCAUCCACAAGUAGGGGAGACUGAGGACACUUAAUCCCUCUUUUGAUUUUUGUCUCUAGAAUUUAUAUAAACGAAUUUUAAUACGUUUUUGGACCAAAACAAAAAAAAUUUAUCUAGCUUCAAUGUACUCUAACUUCGACUCAAUCAAGUUACUUUUAAAAUUACAAUUGUCCAAAAUUCAUCACUCACUCACAUCACAGGUCUAUGUCAUGUGUCCCCAGUAUAUGGGAGACUCGAUCCUACCUGUCGGUUUUUUUACGACUUUGGCAUCACAUACAAAUCAAUGCUGCUAUGUUAAAUUCAUCUACAGUAAGUGGAAAUCUACAAUUUUUUUAUGUACCAAAUCUCCCAAAAGGAUCAAUUGUCUUCAGUCUCCCCUGCUGUCUAGGCGCACUGUAUCGAUAUUUUUAAUAUGUGACCUUGAAAAAGUAUUUGGCAUAAUUAUUUAAUUUAGAUUUUAAUUUCUCCGUUUUUUGGAACCACUAUGACCACCACGGUUUUGAGUUGUUUUUUCGUUUUGCUUUUUCUAAAUAACUUUUUAUAUCUUAAUUUUUUUUUUUUGUAUUUCAGUUUUGUUGGAAUUUUAGACAUACUGUUACGCUACCAUAUUAUCUCAAAAUCUACUGAACCCAAUGAUGAAACACCUUAAGUUGGAGUAAACCUAACACAAUUUUUUUUAAAAUAGAAACUGAUACGAGUAGAAUUGAUACCUAAAGUACAUUUUUGAAGUCUGUAUAAAAAUAUAAUUCUAAAACAGCUGAACCAAAAGUUUAUUUAAGGCCGUACUUAUAAGUAGGUAGAACUUUAGAGUCGCUUUAGAUAUAAAUUAACCAAUGGAGUUGAAUCAAUAUGAAAAUCUCUGUGAAAUUGUAAAUAUAAUAUUUAAGUCUAAUUUAGUGUUUAAUUGCUUUAAUAAGUUUAUUUUUUAUACUUUGGUGGUACGAUAAAUGAAUUUGAAAGCA